AACUUUGAGGUAAUCUACUUUCAGAUGAUUAUGUAUACAAAUUUUUAACAAUAUGAUAUUUCUCUGUUUUUUUAAAUGUGUAAAUAGCAAUAAAAGCUGAAGAGAUAACACUGACCUCUCCAGGAAUUUUUCAGAACUUUUGCAACUGAGCGCAAAUUAUUGUAUUUUUAACCUGCAAUUACUGAUAGAUCACACGUGGCUAAGAUUUAAUAUAAAUCACGUAGUUUUGUUUAUUUGAUCCCAGUGUAUUUAAUUAAACUAUUUCCAAAGCAUUUGAUAAAACUAACAGUAAAUAAUGGAACUGUUGAAAGAACCUAUUCAGCAAGAAGCAAUGGUAUUAUGUUGCAUGUGUGGCAUUGGUAUAGAACCCAAUCCAGCAAACACUUGUGUAGCAUGUUUAAGAACUCAGGUUGAUAUUACAGAAAAUGUUCCAAAACAAGCAACAAUACAUUUUUGUAAGGGAUGUGAAAGGUAUUUGCAACCACCUGCAGAAUGGAUUCAUGCAUCUUUAGAAUCCAGAGAGUUAUUAACAUUAUGUUUAAAAAAAUUAAAGGGUUUAAAUCGUUUGAAAUUAAUUGAUGCUGGAUUUGUAUGGACAGAGCCACACUCUAUGAGAUUAAAGAUAAAAUUAACAGUACAGGCUGAGGUAAUGGGUGGUGCAGUGCUGCAACAAGUAUUUAUUGUUGAAUUUACAGUAAAUCAUCAGAUGUGCGAAGAUUGUCAUAGAACAGAAGCAAAAGAUUAUUGGCGUGCUUUGGUUCAAGUACGACAACGAGCAAUAAAUAAAAAAACAUUUUAUUAUUUGGAACAAUUAAUUUUGAAGUAUAAGGCACAUGAACAAACAUUGGGUAUAAAACCUAUUCAUGAGGGGUUAGACUUCUUUUUUGCAAAUGAAGCUGCAGCACGAAAAAUGGUCGACUUUCUUUCGAGUGUAAUACCAUGCCGUUAUGAUCAUUCGAAAAAAUUGAUAUCGCAUGAUAUUCAUAGCAAUAUAUACAAUUACAAAUUUACAUACAGUGUGGAGAUAGUUCCAAUAUCCAGAGAUAGUGUAGUAUGUCUUUCAAAGAAGUUAAGUCAUCAACUUGGAGGAAUAAAUUCCAUUUGCUUAGUAUACAAAGUUACAAAUUCCGUGCACUUAAUUGAUGCAUCAACUGGACAAAUUGCAGAAAUAAAUGCAACAGUUUAUUGGAGACAUGCUUUCAAUAGUAUUUGUGAUCCAAAACAGUUAGUAGAAUAUACGGUGAUGGAUAUUGAACCAAUAAAAUUUAAGGAUAGAAGAUUCUUUCCAGGACAAGGAAGUAUUUCCACCAAGCAUGUCAUUGCGGAUGUAUGGCUGGUAAGAAGUUGUGAUUUAGGAAUAAACGAUAAUCCGAUCCAUACGCGUACUCAUCUUGGUCACAUAUUAAAGCCUGGUGACACUGCUUUAGGGUAUGCUCUUAGUGAAAGUAACAUUAAUGACGACAAUUUCGAGUUGUUAAAUAAAGACUUAAUACCAGACGUACUUUUAAUAAAGAAGAGUUACGCAAACGACAGAGCAGCACGUCGUAGAAUGAGAGCUUGGAAAUUGAAACAUAUGGUUCAGGAUGAAAACAGCAUGGCUACUGAUGAUAACGACUACUAUGAAUUUUUAGAAGAUAUCGAGGAGGAUCCGGAAAUGAGACAAAAUAUAAACAUUUUCAGAGAUCGUAAGAAAAUAAUUCCAGUGGAUACUAAUGAAUUAUCCGAUCUUACUUGCCCACAGAUCACUCUUGAGGAGAUGCUUGAUGAUCUUGUGAUUGAUGAUAUUGAAAUACCGCAAGUUUUAUAACAAAAAUUUUUAAUAAAAAUGUAAUGAAAAUUA
Osmia bicornis bicornis is the source of this 1840-nucleotide messenger RNA. RefSeq names its product 60S ribosomal export protein NMD3 (gene Nmd3). Gene Ontology annotation, molecular function: ribosomal large subunit binding. The record is from RefSeq and is a predicted model, not a curated record. Gene Ontology annotation, cellular component: cytoplasm; nucleus. The transcript has 11 exons. Bases 296 to 1807 code for a protein of 503 amino acids. Gene Ontology annotation, biological process: ribosomal large subunit export from nucleus. Lineage: Eukaryota; Metazoa; Arthropoda; Insecta; Hymenoptera; Megachilidae.